Molecule: messenger RNA, 1893 nt
Organism: Impatiens glandulifera
Lineage: Eukaryota; Viridiplantae; Streptophyta; Magnoliopsida; Ericales; Balsaminaceae
Product: calmodulin-binding receptor-like cytoplasmic kinase 3
Exons: 9
Coding region: 329-1873 (514 amino acids)
Biological process (GO): protein phosphorylation
Molecular function (GO): protein kinase activity; ATP binding
Source: RefSeq, a predicted model, not a curated record
AUUUUCCGAUAUUCAUCCCUUUCGGCCCACGGCUGCGGGCCAUGUUCAAAGUAGGUCAGUGAGAGAGAGAGAGUCGGAGAAACUGGCUUGAAUUCACGUCACUGAUGAUUGACCUAGUUAUUGACCUCAGUACACCUACAUAUAGCAAUUGGAAUUUCCCAGUCCGGCGCCCACCAUCUUGCCAUUAGGCAUCAUUCUCUUGUUGUUGAGUUUAUUUGAUUGAUUGAUUACUCUUCAAACUCACACGGUGGUCUUCUCCGACAGCUGAAUGAAUAUGUAGUAUUUCAAACCCUAGUUCAUUCCACGUUGGCAGCAAUUCAUCUCAAACAUGGGUUGUACAUGGAAAGACUUGAUUAAGAUGAUGAUGAUGAUAGUUGCUUUAAGCUUAUUUCUUCUGGUUGGGGAAUUGCAAGCAACUGUCUCCUCUAGCUUGUUGAUACAUUCAAGUGUAUGCUCCAUACAUCACAUUAGCUUUACAGAUGAUCAUAAUUUCUUUUUUAUCAAUGGAGAAUUGGUAGACAAAGAUUUGUUCUGCAAAACCCUUAAAUAUCACAAUGCAAAUGGCUGCUUCAUCAAGAAUGGCGACAGAGUAGAUUGCUCUAAUUGGAACCUUUCAUUAGGUCGAAAACUUUUGCAAGGUGGAGAUCAAGAUUCUGGCAAACCUAUAUUCACACCAAAGAACUCUGUUAUAGCAGCAUCUGGAUUUCUAUUCAUUUGCUGUGGAUUGCUUUGUCCUUGCUAUUAUAGGAAACAAAAAUCGCCAGAGCAUGCUGUUAUCUCGAAGGAUCCAAGUUCCCAUCACUCAGUUUCCUCGGUGGAACUGAACUCUGUUUCUGACAAGCGUCCCAACAGUCCACUACGCAUACCACCUGGAAGUCCAUUUCGAGUGCCACCUGGAAGUCCAUUUCGGGUGCCACCUAGUCCAUCUAGGUUUUCCAUGUCCCCAAAACUUAGUAGAAUUGGAUCUGUCCAUCUGAAUCCGAGCCAGGUCAGUAAAGCAACAAACAAUUUCUCAAAAUCGAUGAUAAUUGGCGAAGGUGGCUUUGGAGUUGUGUACAAAGCCCAGUUACAGGAUGGCCUGAUGGUUGCUAUAAAACGUGCAAAAAAGGAAUAUUUUGAAGCUCUAAGUGCUGAGUUUCACGGUGAAGUUGAACUUCUAUCCAAAAUUGAACAUCGAAAUCUGGUGAAACUGCUCGGAUUCGUAGACAAAGGAAAUGAACGUCUUAUCAUAACGGAGUACGUUCCCAAUGGUACCCUGAGAGAACAUUUGGAUGGCUUUCAUGGUAAAAUUUUGGAUUUCAACCAGCGUCUUGAAAUCGCGAUUGAUGUUGCUCAUGGUUUGACCUACCUCCACCUUUAUGCAGAAAAACAAAUAAUUCACCGAGAUGUAAAGUCAUCAAAUAUCCUUCUAACUGAAGGCAUGAGAGCGAAAGUGGCUGAUUUUGGAUUCGCAAGGCUGGGGGCAACAGAUUCAGAUAGAACACAUAUAUCAACCAAAGUUAAAGGGACAGUGGGUUAUCUUGAUCCAGAAUACAUGAGAACGUAUCAACUAACUGCUAAGAGCGAUGUUUAUUCUUUUGGGAUUCUUCUGAUAGAGAUAUUGACUGGACGACGUCCUGUGGAGAUGAAUAGACCAGUGGAGGAAAGGGUGACCCUUAGAUGGGCAUUCAAGAACUUCGAGAGAAAUGUAUUGGAACUGGUGGAUCCGUUAAUGCAAGAAAAGGUGGGUAGGAGUAUAGUGGUGAAGAUGUUUGAGUUAGCGUUUGAAUGUGCUGCCCCGACAAGAUCUGAUAGGCCAGACAUGAAAACCGUGGGAGAACAACUUUGGGCAAUUAGGAUGGCUUACCUUAAGAAUGGGAAGAGUGGAUUAUGAUAAAACAAAAUAAAUAAAAG